Messenger RNA from Zea mays, 4472 nucleotides. Its product is annotated as protein SCAR2. Gene Ontology annotation, cellular component: cytoskeleton. Gene Ontology annotation, biological process: positive regulation of Arp2/3 complex-mediated actin nucleation; actin cytoskeleton organization. The record is from RefSeq and is a predicted model, not a curated record. NCBI's taxonomy places the organism in Eukaryota, Viridiplantae, Streptophyta, Magnoliopsida, Poales, Poaceae. The transcript is spliced from 8 exons. The coding region runs from base 451 to 4032 and encodes 1193 amino acids. Gene Ontology annotation, molecular function: actin binding; protein kinase A regulatory subunit binding; Arp2/3 complex binding.
UGCUGUGGAUACUGCAGCAUCUUGUGGUACAAUUCAGUCAUUCAGCAAUACCCUCACGAGAAUUACCUUGACAUUCGAAUGGAGUUUAUUAACCCAUGCACGUUUAUCAGUUCACAUGUGCCGCGCCGCGCCAGAGCAUGAAGAAGAAGCGCCCCAGUUCGGUUCCCCGGUAGAGGCGUCGAGCCCACCCCGCCCGCCCCUAGUGAGUCCCGCCCGCUUCACCUCCCAGGCCAGAGGCCCUAUCUCUGUCUGACUGUCUCUGCUUGCUCAUGUUUUGUGUUGACGCGCCUGCAAGUACGAGACAGCGAGCGGGACGAAGAAGAAACAAAACAUAACAGGGCCGUGCGUUCCUGCCGGAACUGGUGGCCGCCUGCCCCGCGCAAGAAGCUACCACGGCAGCAGCAGAAAGGAGGAGGAAGAGGCGUCGUCGUCUCGAGGAUCGCGCGCGCAAUGCCUCUGUCGCGGCAUACGGUCCGGAGCGAGUACGCGCUGGGCGGCCGCGACCUCUACCGCGGCGCCGACCAGCACGACCCGGAGGCCGUCCUCGAUGGCGCCGCCAUGGCCGGGCUCGUCGGCGUCCUCCGCCAGCUCGGCGACCUCGCCGAAUUCGCUGCACAGGUGUUCCACGGCCUGUACGACGAGGUGAUGAGCACGUCUGCGCGAGGGCACGGCCUCAUGCUCCGGGUGCAGCAGCUGGAGGCGGAGCUGCCGCUGCUAGAGGAAGACUCCUGCCAGAGAAACUACCUGCACGUCGUUGCCUCUAACAGGGGUGUCGACUGGCAUCCAAAUCCAAGGGUGGACCAUGGGGUUGUCGCAGGAGGCGACACGCCUCGCUUCAUCAUGGAGUCGGUCAAGCAGUGCCGCGGGCCGCCCAAGCUCUUCGUGCUUGACAAGUACGAUGUCGGUGGCGACGGGGCGUGCUUGAAGAGGUACACCGACCCGUCCUCCUUCAGGACGGGCUCCGCAUGUCCUACGACCUUGCUGCAGGAAGGAACUCGAGAUGAUAGAAGACCUCUGAGAGCCGUGGAGAUCAGUCCUAACCUUCAGAAUGCUGAGAUUUUCAGAUCCCCCAAUGCAGCCGACAAUUUCUCCAAACUGGAGACCGGUUCAUCGGCUGGAGCUCUGGAUGAAGUGCCCACAAACCGCAGACGACUCAAGUUCCGCCAGCUAAAUGGAUCCGUGUUUCAAAGCUUCAGACCGCUCAUGCAGAAUCUGCAUGAAAAGCCUUCAUCAGAGGAGAGACUCAUCACAGGCGACCACUCAAAAGUGCAUGUAUUUAUGGUUGAGUCACCUGAACCAGGUGCUGAAGAGAGAGAUGUCAUGGUAGACACGUCCGACAACAUGGAGAAAGGCAAGCUCACCGUUCGCAGGAAAAGAUCAGUUUCUGAAGAAGCACUGUCACGUUCGUCUGAUGCUCGGUCAGCAGGAAGCAGCAGGGGCGGCUACGACUCCGAACUGGAUAUCUACGUGGACGCAUUAACCACGAUGGAUUCUGAAGAUUUCAGUGCUCCGGAGUCUGGAGCAAGAGAGCAAGCUACUGAAGAAGAAGAAGAAGAGCAGAGAUGCAAUGGCAGUGUCACCAGUGCUGUAUCAAAUGGCACACGAGAUAUUACUAAGAAGACCAAGGAAGUCAAGGAGAACUCCAAGAAAAUAGCAAGCAAGAGGUCCAAGUAUGUUGGCAGCAUGGAGCUCACUGCUUCAAAAGUUGGCAUUCUGCCAAGGGAGCUCUCCGAGAAGCAUGCCCCUUUCUCUGGUUCCCUCCGGUACAUGGCGAAGCAACUCCUUGAACUGAGGUAUGAUGGCACUCAAGACAGCGAAUUAUAUGACGUUGAAGCAGACGGCGUGGGACGUGAUGUCAAGUACCAGGAAAUUUCUGACCAUGCUGUUGAAGCUAAGGAGAGUGAUGCUGUGCACAAAAUUCUGUCAGGUUCACCCUAUGAUGAUGCGGGUUUAGGAAAAUGCCCGCAGGAAGAAAUUAACCAUGGGCAGGAGCAUGAUGUUCCACCUACUGACAGUCCACAUGAUUCGGCCCCUGAUGAAGGAAAUGGGUUUCAGGACUCCAACAUGGCCUACUUGGUAGGCAUCAUCACAUCUUCCAGUUCCCAAGAGGGAGAAGGAUGUACAAGUACUGCACUGCAUGAGAAUUCAUCUAUGGCAGUGCUCAACCAUGUUUUGGAACAUGCUCAAGAGAGGUUUGGGGAAGAUCUUGACAAGGAAGUGGAUGUGGACAUUCAUACAGAAGCCAUUUCUGAGAAUACAUCUGAUAAGUGUGAGGACUUGAAAGAAGUCAGCAUUUACACGGAGCAGGUGAAUGUGGAAGAUAUGGAGGAAAUCAAUGAAUCUGAUGUAUAUGCGUUGGACGAUGAAAGAGCCGAGUACAUAGAACAGCAAGUAGUUUCAGAUGGUAGUAUCUCUUCACCGGUUUCAUCCAAGCAAUCGGAUGAUCCUUGCUGGAUAACUCCACUCACCCUCGCAGAUGAAGAUGAUACAGUGGCAUGUAAGGUCGUCGACAGACCUGAAGGGGAUCAUGUUAUAUUAUCAGAAACAUUCAAGGGCAUUGAUCUACCUAAUGUGGUAACUGAGUCAGUAAUCAACAGCAAACAUGACAUGCCAAAUAAUGGACAGUACUAUUUACAUCCAAAAGCUACUUUUGGACAAGAUCUGUGUCUUGGCAGCUAUAAGAUUGUUGGAGAAAAUGGGGAAGUUCCACUAUGCAGCUCAACCACUGCGACUACAACUCCAGAACUAACUGUAAACACAGAGACAAAGCAUGAGUUUCAUCAAGCUGUGUAUCAGGAACCAUCGAAUUCAUUCAAUAGCAGUGCUGAAGUUUUUGGAGAUCCACUAGCUCCCGACUCCAGAGAUGAUGCACCGUCAGUCAUCUCAAGCUUUGAUUGGAUGCUCAAUGGUGCAACGCAGAAGUCAUUCAAUAUCUUUCCUUCUCAUCCAACUAAUGGAAAUGCAGAAGAAAAUGGUUCUUCUGAAGAUGUGCCACCGCUUCCUCCUCUUCCACCGAUGCAGUGGCGAACAAACAAGAUACAGACUGGGCCAUCACCGUUAUCUGCGAAAAUUGGGAGACCACCAAGGCCAAAACCUUCAGUAAAACAACAACAAAGUGAAGCUUCUCAUGUUCUUCAGGAGAACAGUCUGCACAAAGGCUUGAGUUUGCAGAAUGAACUAGUGCAGGCAAAUAUUUCUAGUGACCAUGAGAAAAACCAAAUUCUUAACAUAGAUUUUCGUGAAAGUCAUCACCAGGAAGGAGAGGAGUAUGAUGCACAGGAUUCUAAUCCAUUUGCCUCGUCAGAAGUUGAAUGCUUGGCCGAAGUUGCUUCGGUAAAAAGUGAAAAUCUGCACCCAUUGCAGCUACCUGAGCUUAUAGUUGUUCUGGAAGAGGCAUGGUCAGAGUUCGGUAAUAUAAAAUUCAUGCCAGAACAAGAAGGAAAAUUCCAACUAAGCAAUGGACUUUCUGUUUGGAAUGACUUGUGCACUUCUGGUUUGUCAUCACAAAAGACCAGCGAGAAGCCUGAAUUUUUUGCAGAUUAUAAGGGAAAGGAAUUUUCAUUUGCAGGUAGUGACGAAGUUGCAGAUUCAGAAGAAAACAAACCAAAUGGUGCUGUUAAACAUCUGCAGAAUCCUGACUUGCCAGCACAACAGAAAGACGACAUACAUGAUUGUGAUGGCAAGGUAACAAAGUUUUCCUCUGCAUUAGAAGAGGACUCGUCACAAUCACCAACUCAUACAGUGUCAGGACCACCUAGAUAUCCUCUACUUCCUGUUACUUCUCACGACAGAAGCAUGAUAAGAAAGGCUCCAACUUUGGUUCAGCCUUCGAGUAUGCUUGCAGAUGAGAAGAACACACUACUGGAACAGAUAAAGAACAAGUCUUUCAACUUGAAGCCUGUUCUUGCAAAGAGACCAGAUGUAAUGGGUGGUCCAAAAACUAACUUACAAGUGGUGGCCAUUCUAGAGAGAGCUCAUGCGAUUCGCCAGGCUGUUGCUGAUGACGACGACGAUGAUAACUGGAGUGAGUAGCUGGCUCUUCCUAAGAGCAAGUUCGGCUUCUGAUGUUUAACAAGUGCUUGCGUCGAUCUAGAACUUUGUGUCCCUGUUCUUGCAUGGAGCAAAAGAUGGAAUGGAGCCAACUUACUAUAGGAUUUCAUGCCAAGACAGUUGGUCUGGACCAGGUGAUGUACAUGGAUGGGCAAGAAGGAGAAGGAUAGAAGCAACAUUGCAACUCCAAACAUAGUGUGUGUCUCUACUUAUACUAUCUGUAACGUUUCGAAGCGCGUCAAUGUUUAUUAUCAUUCAAUGCGCCUACUGAAAAUUUGACGUGCUUGGUGAGGAUUGUUAGAUUGUAUAUGCCUCCUAUUAGUAUUGUGAUUUUUGUAACUUGGUGAGUGUACAUAAAGAAGCAUGAUUUUUGAGUUGUUUUGAACAAAUCUAAAGUAGCUAGAGAAAGCAACUGUUGGAAA